AGAGGAGAGCGCAGUUGCGAGAGCUGUGUACACGAGGAUGAAACUAUACAAGUACAAGUACACGAGUCGUUUGGUAAAGUCGCCGGCCUGUCGGAGGACGAGCUCGAAGACGCAGGCGUGCUCGCCCAAGAGAUGCGCGACGUGCUGCCGGACGCGGUCAAGGAGACGGAGGACCUGGAGCUAGCCGACGGUCAUCGAGUAGACAAGUUCCUCGUCGUUAACAAG
Priapulus caudatus is the source of this 225-nucleotide messenger RNA. Its product is annotated as myelin regulatory factor-like protein. NCBI's taxonomy places the organism in Eukaryota, Metazoa, Priapulida, Priapulimorpha, Priapulimorphida, Priapulidae. Gene Ontology annotation, cellular component: endoplasmic reticulum membrane; nucleus. Gene Ontology annotation, molecular function: sequence-specific DNA binding; DNA-binding transcription factor activity. The record is from RefSeq and is a predicted model, not a curated record. Gene Ontology annotation, biological process: protein autoprocessing; positive regulation of DNA-templated transcription.